This is a messenger RNA of Rotaria sp. Silwood2, 663 nucleotides long. NCBI's taxonomy places the organism in Eukaryota, Metazoa, Rotifera, Eurotatoria, Philodinida, Philodinidae. The record is from the annotation of a GenBank genome assembly.
AUGAAUAAAUCAACACAUGCUUUAACUGGUAUUAAUCGUUGGCUUAAUAAUUUAAUGUGUAAUGUACCUGAAUUAGUAAUAUAUACUUAUCCAAAUGCAACUACAGAAGGACAUAUAUAUUGGUUAUUUAAAAAUCCAGAUGAUGAUAUUGUUACAUUAUAUGAUUUAACAAAUUUAUGUGAAACAGAUCAUGAUGACAAUUUAUAUACAUUACCAGUUGCUAUACUACUUUAUAAAAUGAAACAUAAAAUUGUAUCAAACUUUGAUUAUGAAACAUGUUUAAAAGAAUCUGGUACAAUAUGCACAUUACUUAAACAUUAUUUAGAUAUUAUCAUAUAUAAUGAAUGGACAAAAAAUUCAACAACAACAUCAACACUUGAAGCAUUAGAAAAUAAUUUAACAGCAACAAAUCUUUUAUUACUUAAACGAACAACUAUUGAAGAAGAAUUAUUAAAAUGUCAACAACAGGUUGAUGAAUUACAACAAAAAUUAUGUUUGGAACAACCAAAACAUUCAUAUCAAUAUUUACGUGGGGUUGAAGAUGAACAAAUAGGGUCAAAACAUUUACAUAAUGAAUGUAUACGUAUAAGUCAAGAUUAUCCAUCACGUGCAAAUGAAUUUCAACAACGUUUAGAACAAUUAAAUUUAAUUAUAAUGAUUUAA